AUGCUUGAAUGUCUCAAGCUCUACGCUGGUCCUCAACACUUGAUAGCAAAGCGCAAGAAGCGUGUCGCAGAUUACGCCCGACUUCAGGCGAUGCAGCAAAAGGGUCAGAAACCCGAUGCCAAAACCGCCGAUGCCGCAGAAGUCUACGAGGCGCUCAACGAGCAACUCAAACUCGAUCUUCCUCGACUCUACACGCUGCAGUCGGAAUUGGUCAGAGCUUGUCUGAACACCCACGUCUACCUCCAAUCUCAAUGGUGGUGGCUCUGGAAGGAGAAGCUCGCACCGGUUGUUGACUUUGCAUACGCUCGUUAUACCGAGAUCGAGCCAGCCUUUGCCGAAGAGUACGAGUUUGUUCACUCGCAAGUGUUGUCUCUUGGUGUUUGUAACGGUGCAUUGCUUGCCGACACGUUCAACUUCCUGUCACCUCAGACCACUCUGGUUGGCGACGAAACCGUUUCCUCUCAAGCUUCUACACGACGUCCCUCGAUCUUGCCCAGCGGUCAUAGGACCAUGUCCAUCGGCAGCGAGAAUCAGCCGCUUUUUACUCCCACUGACUUCAACAAGUCUUUCAAUUCAGCAACGGCAUCUCCGGUACUGCCUGAUUCGGGCCAGCCCGGCGAUUACGGUAGAAUGCGAUCUAGUUCAUCUCUCUCUACUCGUGGUCGCGCUCCUAGUGUGGGUGCAAGCCAGAACAACAGUCUUCCUCCAUCGCGUAUGCCCAGCAUCGUACCCAAGGCUUCAUUCUCUGCCAACAGACCAUCGACCGCACAACGUCCUGCAGAUCUAAAGAGCAUGUCCUCGCGUAUGAGCUUGGACACUACGAAGCGCAGUCCUAGUGUACGCCCUGGCUCCGCGGUGAGCUCUCAACAGCAGCAACAAGAACCUCGCUUUUCUGGAAUGUUCAACUCGGCCAUGCCUAUGUCUGACAUCCCUGUCAGUCCCGGCCCAAUGUCACCACAGCAUGCACCAAUCGACACGCCCGUGAUGUUUGUGGCCGCUAGUCUUUUCGAGUUCAAUAUCGACCGAGCCAGACGUGAAGCAGGCUAUCCGUACUUGACCUACGUUGAAGGUGAAGUGUUUGACGUCGUAGCGCAAAAGGGCGAGCUGUGGCUUGCAAAGAACCAAGACGACCCAACAAACUCACUUGGAUGGAUCUGGGAACAGCACUUUGUCAUCCUUUCCCAAGAAUCUUAG
This is a messenger RNA of Aureobasidium namibiae CBS 147.97, 1194 nucleotides long. RefSeq lists its product as uncharacterized. Gene Ontology annotation, cellular component: cytoplasm. The transcript has a single exon. Gene Ontology annotation, molecular function: protein binding. Lineage: Eukaryota; Fungi; Ascomycota; Dothideomycetes; Dothideales; Saccotheciaceae. Bases 1 to 1194 code for a protein of 397 amino acids. The record is from RefSeq and is a predicted model, not a curated record.